Pediculus humanus corporis (human body louse) is the source of this 1293-nucleotide messenger RNA. Its product is annotated as Chitobiosyldiphosphodolichol beta-mannosyltransferase, putative. Gene Ontology annotation, molecular function: mannosyltransferase activity. The coding region runs from base 1 to 1293 and encodes 430 amino acids. The record is from RefSeq and is a predicted model, not a curated record. NCBI's taxonomy places the organism in Eukaryota, Metazoa, Arthropoda, Insecta, Psocodea, Pediculidae. Gene Ontology annotation, cellular component: endoplasmic reticulum. The transcript is spliced from 5 exons.
AUGAAUUCCGAAAGAAAAAAAAAAGUGUGUAUAGUUGUUUUGGGGGAUAUUGGAAGAAGUCCACGAAUGCAAUAUCACGGAUUAUCUUUUGCAAGAGAAAAAUAUAAUGUAACAUUCGUUGGAUACUCAGGUUCAACUCCUCUUAAGUUGUUAAGAGAUAAGAAAAAUGUUAAUUUUAAAUAUUUAUAUCCCUGUCCCAAUUUUAAGCAAUAUUUACCCAAUGUACUAGCUUACAUUUUUAAAGUAAUAUGGCAAAUUGUGACACUUUUUUAUGCAUUAUUGACAAUUGAUGUGUCAGACUUCCUUCUAAUUCAAAAUCCACCUGCAUUACCAGGCAUUGGUGUAUGUUUUCUUUACUGCAAAUUAUUCAAAGUAAAAUUAGUGAUUGACUGGCACAAUUAUGCAUAUUCAAUAUUAGCAUUAUCGGUGGGUGAUAAACACAAAUUAGUUAAAAUUUCAAAAUGGUAUGAGUUUUUCAUUGGCUCUAAGUCAGAAAAUAAUUUAUGUGUAACACAAGCAAUGCGAAAAGACUUAAUGGAUAAUCAUAAAAUAAGUGCAAUUACUUUUUACGAUUGCCCACCUGAUUUUUUUCAUUGUACUACUGUCGAAGAAAAACAUAAUUUGUUUCUAUCAUUAGGUUUAAAGUACAAAAUAUUUUUAAAUAAUUGUGAUUCAAAUGAAACUGUUUUCACAAAAGUAAAUGCCGGCAAUAAAGUAGUUCUUAAGGAUGACAGGCCUGCAUUUCUUAUAUCAAGCACUAGCUGGACAGAAGAUGAGGAUUUUUCAAUUUUAUUAAGUGCCUUAGAAAUGUAUGAAGAAUCAAAAAAAUGUUCUUCAAAUUUACCUAAUUUAAUUUGUGCAAUUACUGGAAAAGGUCCUUUAAAAGAAUAUUAUAGUAAAAUUAUUGAAGAAAAAAAUUGGAAAUAUGUGCAAAUAGUUACUCCUUGGUUGGAAGCUGAAGAUUAUCCAUUAUUUAUUGGAUCGGCAGACUUGGGUGUGUGUUUGCAUAAAUCAUCUAGCGGAUUAGAUUUACCAAUGAAAGUAGUCGACAUGUUUGGUUGUUCUGUACCAGUGUGUGCUAUAAAUUUUAACUGUUUACCUGAGUUGGUAAAACAUGAGUUAAAUGGAUUUAUUUUCAAUGAUGCUUCAGAGCUUUUUACGCAAAUUAAAAGUUGGUUUGAAGAUUUUCCAAAUUCAAACUCUCCAAAACAAAAAUCAAUUAAAGAAAAUCUUUCAAAUUCUGUUAAAAAAUGGCAUGAUAAUUGGAAAUUGAAUGUCCUUCCAUUAUUUUAA